Messenger RNA from Acanthochromis polyacanthus (spiny chromis), 4451 nucleotides. Its product is annotated as ankyrin repeat domain-containing protein SOWAHC-like. Gene Ontology annotation, molecular function: protein binding. The record is from RefSeq and is a predicted model, not a curated record. The coding region runs from base 823 to 1173 and encodes 116 amino acids. NCBI's taxonomy places the organism in Eukaryota, Metazoa, Chordata, Actinopteri, Pomacentridae. The transcript has 4 exons.
UCUUUUCCCCUUCAGCUUCGUGUAAAUGAACUCCUCGCUUCCUCGUGUCCUUCACAUGGCGCCGCUUAUUCGGAUUGAUUGGAACACAUUAACAAACGCGAUUAGCAACACGUUUUAAUACAGCACAAUGGCGAUGGGAUAACCGUCCUUGAAUGUGGCUCUUUAGCAGAGAAUUAACUCCCAUUGGGUUGAAUGAAAGCUCACAUUAUUGCAGAGCCGUUUGUGCGUCUGUCUGCAGCUCGCAGCCAAAUCUGUUUAAACUAAUUAACCAUGAAUUCACUUCAAAGCGGGACUUUAUUCAAAUGAGCUGCGUUUCUAUCUCUGAAACAAGACUGCAAAGAUAUUUGGACACAUCUGCCUCAUCCAUGGCAGAUACGUUUAAAGCUGGAUUCAGUCUGAAGGAAUAUUCGACUCCUCUUUGAGCUGCAGAAGCAAAUAUUCAAAUGUAGAAGCAGUGACAGGAAAGAGAUCCACAAAUAUUUGAUAGUCAGUUGUUUCACCAAAAUUCAAGACUUUGAAAAGAGCACGUUUGUUGUUUUUGACAGUUUUUAUAGACAAGACAAGAUGUUUUUUUAACCACGUUUCCUUUUUUUCUGACGUUUUACGCACCAAAUGAUUGACUAAUAGAGAAAACACACACCGACUGAUUCUGUUUUUGCUCUUUAAAGUUGAUCUGUUGUAAUAAAGAAAGAAUAUUUUCCACAUCCAGUGCUGACAGAGUGUGUCAGUUGUGUGUGUUUGUGCUUCAGGUGUAAUAUUUCCAUAUGUUUUCAGACGGCGCUUCACUGGGCAGCCAAGCAGGGCCGGCAGGAGGCCGUGGACAUGAUGCUUCGCUCCGGAGCCGACGUCAACGUCAGAUCGGGUUACACACCUCUUCAUCUCGCCUCCAUCCAUGGACACCAGGAGAUCAUUCGAACCCUGAUCAACACUUACAAUGCUAAAACCAACAUCAGAGAUUAUCACGGGAAAAGAGCCGAACACUACUGGAGCGGCAGCAGCGACGUCUUCAACAAACCCGGCUCUCAGACCGGCAGGUUCAGUCGCAGUCGGAGGACUCAGCGUUACGCUCUUCCUCUGCUGUUGUCUCGAUCUCGUAGUCAGGGUCAACUUCACCUGGACUUCGGGACACUGCCUCAGUCGACGUCACAUGACGCCUUGGACCUCUAUGUAUGAUAUCACUGUAUGACCUCACUGUCCUGGUGGAAGCACCGCCCACCAAAUCAUCUAAAUGAUGCUGCUAUGGGACUUUCUAUAUCUCAAAAAUGUCACUGCUUUGGUAGAAAUUUUAGGACACUUAAAAAAAUUUGGGGAUGAAAAAUCUAAAUGAUACGACAAUUAUGAAUUUCUUUCACAAAAAGUUACUUUUUUUUGCUUGGAAUUUUGAGUGACUUCAAAAAUAGAGAUGAAAAACCCAAAUGACCGGUAAAUUUAGACUUUCUUUUACAAAAAUGUUACUUUAUAGCUAAAAUUUUUCCCAGAUUUCCAAAAUUUGGUAAUUUAAAAAAACUAACUCAUGCCUCAAUUUUGGCUUUUUAACACAAAAAUGUUGCUUUUUUGCUUGAAAUUUUUGGUGAUUUGCAAAAUUUGGGGAUAAAACAAUCGAAAUUUUGUGGCAAUGUUGACUUUCUGUCACAAAAAUGCUUCGAGUUUUCAGUGAUGUCCAAAACUUUGGUAUAAAAAAUCUAAACUAUGCAUCCGUUUUGAUGUUUACAAUGAAAAUGAAAUGAAACUUUUAGUUACUUCAAAAAUUUGGAAGAUAAAAAAAAUAUUGACCAUAAAUCUGGACUUGCAUUUAAAAAAAUUUAACUUUUUUGCUUGAAAUUUUGGUGAGUUCCAAAAUUUGGGGAUAAAAAAAUCUAAAUUUUGUGGAAAUGUUGACUUUCUGUCACAAAAAAUGUUACAUUUUUGCUCAAAAAUAGAAAAAUGUUGGAAUUAGUCAUUGAAAUUAUUCAGCAAUUUUAACUUUCUAUCACAAACAUGUUUCUUAUUUUGCGAUGAACAGUUUAAACUAUGCCGCAGUUUUGACUUUUUAUCACACAAAUGAUCAAUUUUAGUUAAAAAAUGUGACUCCUCAUAAAGUAAGUAACUUUUCUUCUUAGUAUAAAUGAUAGUUUUUCUGGCAGAAAUGGGCUUCCAUACUAUGAAGAGUGUUUUUUGUUGUUGUCUUCUGGGAAGUGAAUGAAUUUAAAUGAACUACAAACUGUUUUAUGGAUUCAGUGCAGUUUGAUUGAAGAGUGAAAGUUAAUUUUCUCGUAAUUUAAAGUUCUAAAUGUUAAUUUCUGGCUGUAUUUGAGUUAAAUAUAGAUUUAUUUGUAUUUUCCACUCUGUGAAGCCGAUAGUGUUGAAUCUGUGGAAGGAAUGGUCCGUAAAUGUUGGACUUGUCUCAUCGUCCGUCCUAUAAAUGUCUUCAUUAACCAACGGUCCAUUGGCUGCUUACAGCAUAAAGCUCAUUAUCUGCUUUAAUAAGGCGAAGCAGCAGCGUUUGUGUAAAUGAUCAGCAGCAGAGACACGCUAAUAACAAACGCUCACUCUGCUUAAUGUGCUGCAGUCCAGCUGUGACUAAAGGCCACCGAGCAAAGCAGCGCUCAGCUGACGGGAACAUGAAGAACAUAAAGAACGUGCAGAACGUAGAGCAGAUCCAACAUGCAUCAUCUGCAGAACAAUGAGCAGCUCUACUGAAUCCACAGAAGAAGAAAUUAAAAUGAAAUGUCAGAAAAUGUCUCAUUUUCAUUAUCAGAGGUUUCACUUGAUGCGUAGAUAAUACAAACCUUAAAAUAAAAUCAGCUGUUUGGGUUUUUUAAAUCUUAUUUCUAUUUUUUUGGUUCUGGUCACCAUCUCAUGAAUCACAAUUUUGGGUCUGACUUCAAAGGUGUGGUUUUUAAUGAAAAAUUUUUUAAAAAAUUGCCAAAAAAACCUCCCCAAAUUAACAAAAGAAAUGACAUGUUUGUUUGGUUUUUCAUUUUUAAUUGUCACAUGUGAAAUAGUUUUACCGUUUUUGGAGAUAAAAUAACACAAACUGAACAUAAAUUUUCCCUUUCUUUUAUAAAAAUGUUGCUGUUUUGCUUUCAAUUUUUGGUGAUUUCCAAAAUUUUGGAGAAAUAAAACAAAUUGUGUGUAAAUUUUGACUUUCUUUCACAAAAAUGUUACUUUUUUGCUCAAAUUUAUUAAUGAUUACAAAACUUUGAGGUGAAAAAUCUAAUUUAUAUGACAAUUUUAACUUUCUGUCACAAAAAUGCUUGAAAUUUUGAGAGAUGUCCAAAACUUUUAUAUAAAAAACCUAAAUAAUGCAGCAAAUUUGACUUUCUUUCUCAAAUAUAAUACUUUUUUCUUGAAAUUUUGAUUGACUUAAUACAUUUUGAUUAAAAAAAAUCAACAUUUUCAGGCAAUUUGGAUCUUCCACAAAACUGUUACUAUUUGUUGCUUGAAUUUUGCAUGACUUCCAGAAUUUUAAGUGGAAAAUCUAAAUAAUGCAGGAAUUUUGACUUUCUACCACAAACAUGUUACUUCUUGCUUGAAAUUCUGAGUAACUUGAAAAAAUUAAUUUUUAUAGGUAACGUUUAAUUCAUGAUGUGUAUGGCUGCACUCUGGGCCUAGUUUGGCAUCAUUUGCUUAUUUUCAUGUUUUCUACAGUUGCACAGAGCAGUGAAAUAUGCUCUAGUAUCCAAGGCAAAUUUCCCUUGCAUGUUUUUUAAAUAUUGUGAGGCUAAUCUCCUGUAUUCCCACUGAAAUUGAAAUUGAAAAUAAAUAGCUAGAGACUGCUCUGAGUGUGAAGGGUUAAAAGCGUGGCCUUGUUAACUAUUUCCAUGUUUCUCUCUACAAACUUUUCCUCUCUACUCUGCUCAUCAUCUGCAGAAAGAUGUUUCUCCAUGCUGAAUGUAUCUCCAACAACCUGCUCCUCUGUUCACUGUUUCUGAGCCAUGCUGCAUUUAUUUUAUUCAUCCAGGAGGUUGGAUUUUCCUGUCAGUCCCUCUUGUCGUCUCAGUUUCGUGUCAUUUUUGUGGCAUUUGUGUUGUUUCAUUUCUCAUUUUUUGUUGCUUUGUGUCUCAUUUUUUGUUGCUUUGUGUCUUGGUUUUGUCAUUUUCUCGUCCUUUUAUGUCAUUUCGUGUCUCUUUGUGGUGGUUUUGUCUCCACAUCUUAUCAAUAUUAAACUAUUCCCACGUUUCCAGCCUAUACAAAUGUUUUUCUCUCUGCAGAAAGAUGUUUCACCAUGCUGAAUGUAUCUUCCAACAACUUGCUGCAUUUAUUUUAUUCCUCCAGGAGGUUUGAUUGAUUUUCCUCUCAGUCUCUCUGUGGAAACACUUCCUGCAGUUCAACCUAAAAGCUCUCAGUUGCACAGAGAGGCUCAGAUUUUUUUUUUUUACAGUAUCUGGUGUAAACACUUUAUUGUUGGAGAUUUUUUAAAUGGGACAUGCAGACGUUGAUGUAACUCUGAAUAAAUAUUCCAAUUUUAA